Messenger RNA from Silurus meridionalis, 2197 nucleotides. It is a transcript of the gene cox15, whose product is annotated as cytochrome c oxidase assembly protein COX15 homolog. The record is from RefSeq and is a predicted model, not a curated record. NCBI's taxonomy places the organism in Eukaryota, Metazoa, Chordata, Actinopteri, Siluriformes, Siluridae. Gene Ontology annotation, cellular component: mitochondrial inner membrane. The transcript has 9 exons. Gene Ontology annotation, molecular function: oxidoreductase activity, acting on NAD(P)H, heme protein as acceptor. Gene Ontology annotation, biological process: heme A biosynthetic process. Bases 144 to 1361 code for a protein of 405 amino acids.
GGCGUAAAGCAAUAUGGCGUCUCACUGAAGAAGCCCUCAAUGAGAAAUGCACUACACUAGCAGGUGGUUUCUCUGAAAGCAAAAACAAACAAACAAACAAACAAACAAACAAAAAAAAGAACCGAGAGAGGACACGCGUGGUGAUGCUGCUCCCCACGCUGAGGCAUGUAGUCCGGUGCGGCUACAGAAACGCAGGGAGAGGGUUUCAACAGAGUCACCUCUCACCUUUGAGACAAUGCCUGUAUCAGAGAGGGCAGAACACAGCUGUGAGCCAGACCAUAUCUGCACAGUGUUCCUCCAACACACUCCCCAAUGCAGCAUCAGACCGGAUUGUAGGACGCUGGCUGGUGGGAUGCAGUGGCCUCGUUCUGGGCGCUGUAGUUCUGGGAGGAGUAACCAGAUUGACUGAGUCAGGCCUCUCCAUGGUGGACUGGCACUUGGUGAAGGAGAUGAAGCCACCUCAGACCCAGGCCGAGUGGGAGGCAGAGUUCUCUAAAUACCAACAGUUUCCUGAGUUUAAAAUAAUGAACCAUGACAUGACCCUUACUGAGUUUAAGUUCAUCUUCUACAUGGAGUGGGGACACCGUAUGUGGGGAAGGCUAGUGGGCUUAGCCUACAUCCUGCCCACUGUGUAUUUCUGGAAGAAAGGCUACUUCAACCGGUCAAUGAAGGCUAAAGUUUUGGGCUUGUGCGGCUUCGUCGUCUUCCAGGGUCUGCUGGGUUGGUACAUGGUGAAAAGUGGACUGGAGGAGAAACCAGACUCGUAUGACGUUCCCCGUGUCAGUCAGUACAGACUGGCGUCUCAUCUGGGUUCAGCUCUUCUUUUGUACUGCGGCAGUCUCUGGACAGGACUCACACUAAUGCUUCCUGUGAACAGGCUUCCUGACACCAGACGAAUUGUGCAGCUCAGGAGGUUCGCCAAAGGCACAGGGGCUCUGGUCUUCCUUACAGCUCUCUCAGGAGCCUUUGUCGCCGGUCUCGACGCUGGUUUAGUCUACAACUCUUUCCCAAAAAUGGGUGAAUAUUGGAUCCCAGACGAUCUUCUGGCGUUCUCUCCUACAAUCAAGAACGUUUUCGAGAACCCCACCACUGUCCAGUUUGACCACCGCAUACUGGGAAUUAGCGCGUUAGCAGCCAUCAGCGGCCUCUUCCUCUUCUCCAGACGCAUGCAGCUGCCGAGGAGGACAAAGCUUGCAAUCAGCUGCUUGACUGCCAUGGCAUACACACAGGUGGCCCUUGGGAUCAGCACUUUGCUCCUGUACGUGCCAACUUCCCUGGCAGCCACACACCAAUCCGGCUCCGUAGCUCUGCUUACUUUCGCCAUUUGGGUCCUUGCAGAACUACGAAAAGUGGCCAAAUAAUUCCUCAGUUCCUUCUUCAAGACUUUGUACUGUUAUUGUGUCAAACACCGGUUUCUUUCGAGAGAGAUUUCCAAAAGUAGUUCACAAUCUUUCACCUGCAUUUUAAAGUUGCUCUGGUAACGAAACCUCAGAUUCUGGCGUCAACUGCCAGUUUAUAGUUUAUUACAAUGAAACAUGCAGCUGUUUGCUGUCAACCAACAGGUAAAAGUGCAAAAUACACAUAAAUGUUCUUCCUCAGAAGAUCGGAGCCACUCAUAUGUCAGAAUUACACAAUUUCUUUUAAUAGCACUUAUUACGCAGAUGCAAAAGUUUGAACGCCCGUCCCACUUUGCAUUUCCUUUCUUAACAUAAUGUAAAUGUAUUCAUAUUCCCAGCUACACCAUAUGGACAAAAGUAUCAGUCCCCGUUCGCUCUUUAUAAUAACCUCCACUUUUCUGCAAUGUUCCACUAGAUGUUGGAGAUUUGUGCUCAUUCUGCACAAGUAAAGUCAGUUACUGAUCUACAGCAGCGUUCCAAUUUAUCCCAAAGGUCUUUACUAGGUCUUAGAUCUCAAUAUCUUUUGUCCAUAUAGUGUACCUCUAAAUGCCCAUUACCUUCUUGCAAAAUUUAGGGUGUGUCUACUUUUACAAUCAAUAGUAACUUAUACAAAAUAAAUAUUUGAAGUGUAUUAAAUGGGACAGUUAUUUUGUAAAUUGUAUUCUAAAUUAAAAUGAACACACACACACACACCUCUAGCAGUUCUUAACCAUGCACCAAUUUUACAAUCAAGAACAAUGUACAGUAUCUAAGUGAUGUUUUUGGUUGAAAUAAAAGCAUGGUAAUGGAAUUUCAAUUUA